AUGGUAGAGAACCAAAGUGAAGCAGAAAUGAAAGGUCCGCAAGUUUCGACAAUGGUCAGGAUGACUUGUCAUGUUGGAGGCUUAAUUCAGAGAUUACAGGACGACGAGGAAGCCGAGGAGGAGCCUGUGAUGGUUGCCAAACUCGACUUCGAAAAGCUCUUCCGUAUGGCGGAAGAUCCAGAUAUGGCGGAGCUCCUACGCGGACCUAUCGACACCGCUAUACACAACUUGGAGUGCGUCAAACUUCAGCGUGUGACUCUGUAGGAAACAAAAUAACUAUUUUUUUUUACUACGGAACUACUCGAAAUCGAAGGCUAGUUUCGAGUUGAAACUUUGGCGGUAGACCUAGGUAAAGUCUCACGAAAUCAAGUGAAAUUAUCUGAUAAACCACAUUGGCUUCUGAGAAAAAGCUUCUUGAAGAAAUCCAGGAAAAGUCCUGAAAGCGUUUGGACCUUUCCCUCUCACCGAAGUGGCCUGGCACAGUGGCUCAAGGUCCCGUCAUGAUUAACUUUUUUGAGUAGGUUCGGAUCCUGUCCCAUUUGGAACAUUUAUCAAAGUAGUUUUUCAGCUCCAAAGAAAAAAAAAUUCCAGUACAUCUAAAAAAAGCUGACUGACUUUUUUUUCCUUCAAUUGACGUCUUUGAAAACCUCAUGAGCCAAAAGAAAAGCUUCUCCACAAAUUUCAUUGAUUUAAAAAAAACUUUCUUUAUUCAAGAAAAAUGCAAAAUGGUUUACACUGAACAAGAUUCGAGUCUACUCAAAAAAAAAAAAUCAACCAUGAGACUCACCCACUGCCCCAGACCACCUCGGUGAGAAAGGAAGCUCCAGGAGCGUGGAGGACUCUUCCUAGAAUUUUUCUAGGAUCUUUUUCUCAGCAGCCUAUGUGGUUUAGCAGAUGAUUUCUCUGGAUUCCGAGAGAUCUUACCCUAAAAUUACAAGCCGCCAAAGCCCCAGGUAGAGUCUUUCAUUUUUCCACUUAAUGUGUUCACAUGUUUUUCUUAGCUGUACGGAUAGUUUUUUCCCGGUUGGAAUAUAGAUGACUCGAGAGCUAAACCUGAGUAUAUCUGGCAAGUUUUAAAUUGGUGGAAGUAUAGUGAUUCGCAUAAAUGCAGCUGGAUCAAUAAUCAAAAUUACAACACUCGUUCAAGUGCAAGCUAUCAACAACUGGAGCUUGUGUGUCUCGCGGAUUUAUAAAAAUCGGGUGAAAAGAGAUUUGAGGGAUAACAUGGAAGAAGCGUUAAAAAGAUACCCUUGUCUUGAACACUUAUAAAAUUUUUUUAUGGAUUAAUGAAUUUGAAUUUUUAAGGAAUGGAAAAGAAGUCCAAAAACUGACUGCAAUACGAUCUUUUGCCGAUUUGCUGGACACAGAGGGCGACGUUUGCUUGAAGAAGCUUCUUCCAGUCAUUCAAGCGAGUUUUUUAGUUUCAAAAUGUGUUUUUGCCAAUAUAUUUUUCUCUAGAAAACCCUAAACUCUGAAAAGUCGAACUUGGAUUUACAUUGUGAAGCAGCUGUCGUGUACAAAACGGUCAUUCAGAAUGAAGUGCUAACAGCAAAGUUACCGUAAGAGAUUUUUCGAGGAACAGGCUUGAUCAAACAUUUCCAUUUUACAGAGGGAUCGUCGAUGUUCUUUUGGACAGUAUUUUGCAAAACAUUCAACAUCAAAAAGAAAAUCGUGAGUUUCUUUCCAUUUCCUAACAAACUCGAUUAAGUAUAUUUCGAUGCCACAUUUCAAGUAACAUGUUUUCCACUUUGAUCUAAACCUUGUGUAUUAAUAAUCAUAUAAUUUGUCAAAACCCCUUCUCAAAGGGAGCUCAAAAGAGCAUAAACUAUUAAUACAAGGCUUUCGAGGCGAGUUGUUUUUUCGGUGAAUUUACAGAAAAUUGUUGCCCGUCGCCCCUAAAAUUCCAAUAUUAACACUUUUAUAAAGUAAUGGCAUGCAUCGCAGAACCGUCGGAAAAGGGCAAAGUUGUGAUGAAAAUCUGCAACGCCUCUCCUUACCACCGUACGUUUGCGUGCUGAUAAUUUCCUUUAAUUUUUGUUUUGAAAUGUAUGACAUGUAGAAGAAGAAAAUAAAUAAGAAAUUUUACAGUGAAUGCGGCAGCGUGGUUGGAAACAAUCGUCGAAGUAGCAGACUUGCUGUCGCUGGCUUCUGUCAAAAAAUUCGUGAGUUAAAAUCUGCAAUACUCUUGUAUUGAAUCAAUCUCGAUGUUGCAGAUUGUUCCAGUGGCCCAACAACAAGCAGACCCUGUACAGCGAGUCCAAAGACGCAUUAUUGCCACCAAACUUUUGAACAAACUCGCCAACAUUCUGCCGCCGCAAGAGUAAGAAAAUAAUGAAAAAAAAGGAUGAAAAACUUUUUUCCAGCGUUCGAAAAGACUUGACGCCCUGUGUACAAAUGCUCUGCAAAGACGCCAAUUCCAACGUCCGUAGCGCUAUCGCUCAGCGCCUUUUUGUGAUUGCCGAUUCGUUAAAGUAUAGUUGAUUGUACGCUUUCAAAAAGGCAAACAAAGGAAGUUCUUCAAAAGAUUCCUUCUUUAAUGGCUAUCAAAAGAUACUUUCCAUUUUAUUUUCCAGCUCCCAAAUCACAACUUGUCUUCGAAAUUCCAAAUAUAGCCGGUAUUUAGACGUCUGAGAGCCAGCUCUACAAUAAAAUAUCAAGAAAAUGAGCACGCCAAAUUUGAAAAAAAAGAAGCAAAGUUGCUGCUCAUAAGAUAUUUUGACGCCUUUUUGGUAACAUGUUUGGCAGCCUUUUCAGACUCUUAGUGGUCAAAAAGGUCUCUCCCAAAAAGACUAUGCCUAUAAAGGCAGUAUAAACUGAAAACAUGGAAACUGUUCUAGAAGUCCUCACGACGUUGUGGUGAGCAUCCUGCCAUGUUUCGUGCAGCUUCUCGCCGACGAAGACUCUUGCGUCCGCGAAUCCGCCAUGAACAAUCUCAACGACUGCAUUCCGCUAUUGACCAAAGGUUCUCGUCCAGAUAAUCUGUUUCAAUAACUUUAAUCAACAAAGAGGCGAAAAAACACUCACUGUUCCCACUCGUCAAGCGAUCGACGGAAGAAAGCCUGGAGAAGAAGAAUGAGACGCUCAUUAUCAUAGCUCGGAACAUUGGUAGAUGGUCGGUAUUAGCAUUCAGUCAGUUGAAGAGUAAAUCGGGGGCCAGUUUCUUCAUGAUUUAUCUCAAACGCCUCAAAAAAAAAACUCGGAUAUUGCGCAAUGCAUUGGUAACGCAAAACGAACGCGAAUCGGUUGUGUCGGGGUAUUUCUAGUGACCACUCUAGUAGCGUCAGCACUCUUAAGUGAUUCCACAGAAACAUAUGCUUUUUGUUACCGAAAUUCGAGAAGAACAGUUUGAAAUUCGAAAUUUUUUCCAUGAGGUGAACUUGCGUGGUCUAGUUUUCUAAACCGGAUCAGAUUUUUCAGGCUUGUGCGAGGGCCGGCCCGUCAAUUGGCCUCCGGCCCUUUUCCAAGCUCGGCCUUAA
Caenorhabditis auriculariae is the source of this 3476-nucleotide messenger RNA. The record is from the annotation of a GenBank genome assembly. NCBI's taxonomy places the organism in Eukaryota, Metazoa, Nematoda, Chromadorea, Rhabditida, Rhabditidae.